Vanrija pseudolonga is the source of this 1011-nucleotide messenger RNA. RefSeq lists its product as uncharacterized. The coding region runs from base 1 to 1011 and encodes 336 amino acids. The transcript has 2 exons. The record is from RefSeq and is a predicted model, not a curated record. Lineage: Eukaryota; Fungi; Basidiomycota; Tremellomycetes; Trichosporonales; Trichosporonaceae.
AUGCCUAAACCCCCACCCACGCUCGACUACGACACAUACCCGCACGUCUUGGAGGCGGUCGCCUCGUACGCCGAGCACGGGGUGCUCCUCGUGCUGCGGCAGACGUGCCGCCGCGCAAACACGUACAUCAGCAACCUGCUCUUCUCCCAUCUGGAGCUGUACGACGAUGCGUCCAACGCGCUCGUCGUGCUCUCGGCCUACACGAACCAGCCGAUCGGGGUCCGCGGCGCGGUCGUAUCGCGCAUGAACUCUCUUCUUCUGCGCACCCUCCGCCUCCUCCCGCGCGACGAAGGCACGCUCGACCUGCGCGCGCCGGACACACUGCCGACAGCAGACACGGUCAUCGCGCUCACCGACGUCAACACGCUCAGUCCGUACCUCGCCGCCAACACACAGCAUGCGCGCCUGAGCGUCGGCCGCAGCUUUGACCUGCCGCCCGGCGUGCGGCGCUUCGUCCUCCAUGUUCGGUUCAACGAGGCGUUUGACUGGCGAGACGGAUACUAUGCGCCUGGCCCGCUCCCUGCGUCGGUCCAGGACGUCACCGUCAUCCUGUCCCCCGCUGUAGCGUGGUUCCACACCCCAAUGGGCAGCCACAUCGAGCGGUUCGUGCCCAACCCCGCGUGGCUGGCCGACAUGGCCUCGUGGCUCGUCACGGCGCUGUGGCCGGCCCGCGCCGUGCUCCAGGCUGAGCCGCCGCGCAGGCUCACGAUCGUCGGGCUCGAGGGCAUUGAGGCGGAGUGGGCCGGCCUGGGGACGAGUGAUGCCACGGACGGCAUCGAAGCGGGCCUCCGCGCCGCCGUGGAGGAGCGCGUGCAGUGGUCCCUUCCGGAGGAGGGCUGGUACAGCUCGCGCGAGCAGUGGGAGGCGCACCGCGACGCGCUGGUGCAGGCCGUGUCGGAUAUCGAGUUUGUCCCGAGGGAAGCGUACAAGGCGGCAAUUGGGCUCCGGCAGUGGGCUCUCGAAGGCAAGGAGUAUGCCCUGGCGCCGGGUCAUGGAAGGGGACACCGGUAG